UUACUAAGAACGCAGAAGAUGGCGAUCGUUAAGACGUAGAUGUCGGUCAGUGCAAGUUCUUCUGAUGCGUAAAUUAUGGGCCCCCUCCAAUUGCAUACACCAAUAUGUUUUCCAUGAACCCUUUUGGAUUCUUAAUAAUGUAACUGCUGAAUAAUCCAUGAAUCAGUAGUCUACUGCUUCUGGUUAAGAAAGGUAGAAAGGAUUGAAUCCAGUCUCAGAGCUGUUUCCUCCUGAUCAAAUAGUUAAAAAUGAGAGUUCCCGUCACUCUUCGUGGAUUGUUUUUCAAAGAUCCAUUCUUCCACUUGAACUGGGACAAAUGCGACAAGCUGAAAGAGCACGUUCUACAAGUAUCCGAGGAGAUUCGGAGAAAGGAUGAACAUGCUCUACAACAAAUGAAAACUGAAGCUGAGAAAGAGAAAGGGAUAAAAAUGGACGAAACUUUGGUAUUUCCAAAACACUGGAUGGUUUCCUUGAAACUGGGGUUGACCGGGGAUCUCGACCUCUUCCCAGAGGACGGAGAUGAGGAGCUCAUCAUGUAUCAUUGCGACAAGAACAGUCUCAUGUUGUGUCUCGACGUUCAUCAUUUCAGACCGGACGAGAUUAAGAUCGUCGAGGAGAACGGAAUGAUUGUUAUAUCAGCAUUUCAAAACCAACAUUGGUUAUCAGGGACUAGGACGAUAUCUAGACAGUUCCGGAGAACCUUCGCUCUGCCGGAAGGAACUACUAGAGAUGAUGUAUGUGCUAAUCUCUCCUCGGAUGGAAUUCUGUUCAUGUCUAUUCAGAAACUAACCCUGGAUCAGAUCCUAGCGGAGAAGGAAUGUUUAACUGUGGAUUAUUUGUAGAAAAUAAACGUAAACAUAUAUUA
Messenger RNA from Eurytemora carolleeae, 865 nucleotides. RefSeq lists its product as uncharacterized. Gene Ontology annotation, biological process: response to heat; protein refolding. Bases 249 to 842 code for a protein of 197 amino acids. Lineage: Eukaryota; Metazoa; Arthropoda; Copepoda; Calanoida; Temoridae. The record is from RefSeq and is a predicted model, not a curated record. Gene Ontology annotation, molecular function: protein folding chaperone. The transcript has a single exon.